Molecule: messenger RNA, 1509 nt
Organism: Lipotes vexillifer (Yangtze River dolphin)
Lineage: Eukaryota; Metazoa; Chordata; Mammalia; Artiodactyla; Lipotidae
Gene: DHRS12
Product: dehydrogenase/reductase 12
Exons: 10
Coding region: 22-975 (317 amino acids)
Source: RefSeq, a predicted model, not a curated record
GCGUGCGGCGCCCGCCCAGCCAUGCUCCUCUACCGGAGCGCCGCGUGGUUCGCCAAAGGCCUGCGCGAAUACACCAAGAGUGGCUAUGAAUCUGCAUCCAAGGACUUCAUCCCUGAUGACUUGGAGGUCCAAGUCCCUGGAAGAGCCUUCAUGGUCACCGGGGGGAACAGCGGCAUUGGAAAAGCAACUGCCUUCGAGAUCGCCAAGCGAGGUGGCACAGUUCACCUGGUUUGUCGAGAUCAAAAUCGAGCGGAAGGUGCCAGAGGUGAGAUCAUCAGGGAGAGCGGGAACCAGAACAUCUUUCUGCACAUUGUGGACUUAUCUGAUCCCAAGACAGUCUGGAAAUUUGUUGAAAAUUUCAAGCAGGAACAUACCCUCAAUGUCCUGAUCAAUAAUGCAGGUUGCAUGGUCAAUGAGAGAGAGCUCACGGAAGAUGGACUUGAAAAAAACUUUGCUACCAACACUCUGGGUGUGUAUGUUCUCACGACUGCCCUAAUCCCCGUCUUGGAGAAAGAACAUGACCCCAGAGUGAUAACAGUCUCCUCCGGAGGAAUGUUGGUUCAGAAACUGAAUGCCGAUGACCUACAGUCAGAAAGGGCAGCAUUCGAUGGCACCAUGGUCUAUGCACAAAACAAAAGGCAGCAGGUGGUCCUGACGGAGCGGUGGGCCCGAGCGCACCCGGCCGUCCACUUCUCGUGCAUGCAUCCCGGCUGGGUCGACACCCCAGGCGUGCGGUCGUCGAUGCCCGGGUUCCAUGCCAGGCUGGGGGCCAGGCUGCGCUCUGAGGCCCAGGGCGCGGACACCGUGCUGUGGCUGGCCCUCGCCCCGACUGCCGCCGUGCGGCCCAGCGGCCGCUUCUUCCAAGACCGGAAACCAGUGCCCACACAUUUGCCUUUUGCUAGGACAUCGUCCUCACCGGCUGAAGAGGAGAAACUAAUUGAAAUCCUGGAAGAGCUAGCUCAGAGAUUUAAAUAGGCCAGGCCAGACCCAACGCGGGGCUGGAACCGCCUCCGAAAAUAUGGGAAGGUGUGGCCCAGGGGUAGACCAGUACACAGACCCCACGUCUAGACGUCCCCGUAGAUUGGCCCAUAUUCCACUGCUGGGGUCUGAGCUGGCUUCCUCUCCUUCUGCAGUCAUAGAAAUCAGUCCCGUUCUUUAUACAAAGCCUAGUAUUGAAGCCGUGACCCACCAUCUCCUCACUGUGGGACCACAGGUGGGUUACUUACCCUCUGGGGGCCUCAUUUUCCCUGUCAGUGGAGACUGUAGUGCUACCUACCUCAAGGGGUGGUUUUAACGAUUCAGUGAACUACUAGUAAUGCACUUAGAAGAACGCUUGGUGCAUCGUAAAGACUUGAUAUAUGUUUGUUAGCUAUUAACAUCAGCAUUUAGCUGACAAGUGUGCUAAAACUCACGGGGGAAAAAAAAAAAUCCCCCUAAAGGUUACCCCCUGUAGCAAUGAGGAGCCACACAGAAUGGGAGCUUUUAUUUUAAAGUAAAUACGACUGGGGC